CUCUCUCGGUUGGCUGUUGAGGCAGAGAGGGAAGCAGGAAAAGAGUGAAACUGGAAGCGAGCGUUAUUUUCAUUUUUCUUCAUUUCUUCGCUUUGAGCAGCGAAAAGUCAGAAGCAGCAUUUAUUUCAAUUCAAUGAUCGAAUGGAGCCUCGCCCGCCAGUUUUGCCGACAGAUUACGGAAUCUCAAACGGUUGUAAAAGGACAAAAAUUUCAAAUGAUUCAAAAGAUUAUGAUAGCAUUGCCUCUGCUGGAAAUCCUCAGGAUGAAACUGAGAAGAAGAAACCUAAGGUCUCUCCAAAUGUUAUCGAUUAUUCUGACCCAUUUGCAGUGACUAAUAUGCUUCAAACCCUUAAUGUUGGUGGUAAAUAUGGAAGUGUUACAAAGGAUUUAGAAGCCCUUAUUUCUAGGAAUGCGCAAUUGAUUAGCAAGGUACUAGCUUUGCAUCCUUGUCUUUCUAAUGUGUUAGUGGAUGUGGAAAAGAGCCCAAGGAAAGAGGCUUCAAAAGUGCCAAGUCGACAACUUGCCCAUUUGUCACGGAAUAAUUUUAUCGACUUGGACGAUGACUCGCUUGGAAAUGGCAUCACAUCAUCAUCACCUGUAGUGAUUCUGGAUUCAGAUGAUGAAGACAACAGAAAUACGAGGCAUCUUCAUCCUGUUCAGGAAAUUGUAUUGCGGAAGCCAUGUGGGGUAUUACUUUCGAAGGAGAUAAUGGUUGGGGAGUCUAUGGGAAACAGAAUUUAUAGAGAAGAAAAAGUUAGUCUAACCAGUGAAACUGAUAUCAAGAAGGACAAAGGUGUUUAUGUUGGUGUUGAAGAGUAUGUUGAUACUCAAAGUGAGACUGAAGAUGAUGGUUUGGGAGAUAUAUGGCAGGAGAUGUCAAUGGCAUUAGAGUUCUCCAAGGACGCUUUUGAGGAUCCUUCGAGUGAACUCGUGUCAGAAGAUGAGGACUGUGAUCAUUCUUUUCUCUUGAAGGAUGAUCUUGGUUAUGUGUGUCGCAUUUGUGGGGUUAUCGAGAGAGGAAUUGAGACUAUAAUUGACAUCCAAUAUAACAGGGCCAAAAAGAGUACAAAUACUUAUGCAUCAGAGCCACGGAAUGCAAAAAACAGAGAUUCAACUGAAACUGUUGGAGUUAAGUUUUCUGAAGAUGAUUUAACAAUAACUGACAUAACUGCUCAUCCAAGGCAUAUGAAGCAAAUGAAACCUCAUCAAAUAGAGGGCUUUAAUUUUCUUCUAAGCAAUUUGGUGGCAGAUCAUCCUGGGGGCUGCAUCUUGGCCCAUGCUCCCGGAUCUGGAAAGACAUUUAUGAUAAUCAGCUUCAUGCAAAGUUUCCUAGCCAAAUAUCCACAUGCUAAACCACUAGUUGUGCUUCCAAAAGGAAUCUUGGCUACAUGGAAAAAGGAGUUUGAAACGUGGCAAGUAGAGGAUAUUCCACUGCUUGAUUUUUAUACUGUGAAAGCGGAUAAUAGGUCUCAGCAAUUGGAGGUGUUGAAGCAGUGGGUUGAGCGCCGAAGUAUCCUUUUUCUGGGAUACAAGCAGUUCUCUACCAUAAUUUGUGAUGGUGGAACCAGCCAGACUUCUAUUUCUUGCCAAGAGAUACUGCUUAGAGCACCUUCAAUUCUAAUUUUGGAUGAAGGGCACACACCAAGGAACGAGAACACCGAUGUGUUGCAAUCCCUUGCAAAAGUUCAAACAACUCGAAAAGUUGUGCUUUCUGGAACUCUCUAUCAAAAUCAUGUCAAAGAGGUAUUUAACAUACUGAACCUUGUUCGACCAAAGUUUCUUAGGUUGGACACUUCCAAAGCAGUUAUCAAACGGAUAAUGAGCAAAGUGCAUAUAUCAGGAGUGAGGAAGCAGGUCAAAUCUGGAGCAGAUGCAGUCUUUUAUGAUUUGGUGGAGCACACACUGCAGAAGGAUGAAAAUUUUGAGAGGAAAGUCUCAGUCAUACAUGAUUUACGUGAGAUGACUAGCAAAGUCCUUCAUUACUAUAAAGGAGAUUUCUUGGAUGAGCUUCCUGGACUUGUUGAUUUCACUUUAGUACUUAGUCUUAGUCCCAGACAGAAGGUUGAAGUUCAGAAGUUAAAAAGGUUUCAAAGGAAGUUCAAGAUUUCAUCUGUUGGUAGUGCUGUUUAUUUACAUCCAAAGCUGAAUUCCUUCUCCGAGAAUUCUGUCACAACAGAUGCUAAAAUGGAUGACUUGUUAGAAAAACUAGACGUCAAAGAGGGAGUCAAAGCAAAAUUUUUUCUUAAUCUGUUAAAUUUAUGUGAGUCAUCUGGUGAGAAGCUCCUUGUUUUUAGUCAGUAUCUCAUACCCUUGAAGUUUUUAGAGAGAUUGUCUGUGAAAAUGAAGGGUUGGUAUCCAGGAAUUCAGAUUUUCUCAAUCUCAGGUGAAUCAAGUACCGAUCAUCGAGAGUGGUCUAUGGAACGCUUCAACAACUCUCCCGAUGCUAAAGUGUUCUUUGGAUCUAUUAAGGCUUGUGGAGAGGGAAUUUCUUUGGUAGGGGCAUCCCGAAUUAUAAUCUUGGAUGUUCAUCUUAAUCCAUCUGUGACCCGGCAAGCAAUAGGCCGCGCAUUUCGCCCCGGCCAAAAGAAGAAAGUGUAUGCAUACAGAUUGAUUGCAGGUGAUUCUCCCGAAGAGGAGGAUCAUUCUACUUGUUUCAAGAAGGAAUUAAUUGCAAAGAUGUGGUUUGAGUGGAACAAGUAUUGUGGUAACCGAUAUUUUGAUAUGGAGACUGUUAAUGUGAAUGAGUGCGAUGAUCUGUUUUUGGAAAGUCCCUUGUUAAGGGAAGAUGUUAGGGUUCUGUACAAAAGGUAGAUGCUAGGACCAAGGGCCGAGGCUGACAUAGGCAAAAAAAAAAA
Messenger RNA from Durio zibethinus, 2855 nucleotides. It is a transcript of the gene DRD1, whose product is annotated as SNF2 domain-containing protein / helicase domain-containing protein. Gene Ontology annotation, molecular function: ATP binding. Gene Ontology annotation, biological process: gene silencing by siRNA-directed DNA methylation. The record is from RefSeq and is a predicted model, not a curated record. NCBI's taxonomy places the organism in Eukaryota, Viridiplantae, Streptophyta, Magnoliopsida, Malvales, Malvaceae.